AAUGGCGGAAGAAACACGGGAAACAGAAUCGUGUUUCAGAUUCAUUUUGCAAAAACUCACUCAGCAGCAUGAAAUACAGAAGUUAAAGACCUUCAGAUCUUGUAUAAAAUCCAGAUGCUUUGUUGCUCUCCUGAAUGAUAAUCGGUUAAUUAUCAGCAGUUUCCAGAAUGCGGAAACCAACGCAGUGGAAGUUGUUGAAAAUGUGGAAGGAUUUGCUAUACAAACUGAUGUUGAAACAUUUGGAAAGGGACAAAUUGCUGUCAUAAGUAAAUCCAGACAGUUACAGAUCUAUGAAAACAGGGAUGGCAAUUAUACCAUACAAGAGGAGAUUGAUAUGCAAUCUGCAGUAACCAAAGCAGAUAUUCCGGACAUGAAGUCAGCAGAGAUAGCACUUUUCAAAGGAGAGAAUAUCACCAUGUGUAUAAAUGAGACGGUCCUCCUCCAGCUCGUGAUCAAAGAUCACCAGUGCAAUGUUAUCUCAAAGAUCGUCCUGCCAGAGUCUCAGAAUUAUGUAAACAAGUACCUCAUCAUUGGUGACAUAUGUGUCGUUCUUGACACAAACAGGUUAUUAUUUUACAGUGUGAGUGAAGGUGAGGUGUUAAGGGUGAUUGACUUGAGUUUACUACCAUUAGAUACCGCUUCGAUACAGGCCUGGACUGUAUCUGAUCACUUUACAUACCUCGCUCUUGUCCUCCAGUCUGGUGAUAUACACCUCAUAGAUCUACAGUCAUACUGCUCAACUUCUCCACAAGUUCUACAACAAGGGAGACGAUCCCAGCAACAGAGGGACCAUUCAUAUUUAAGUACUUGCCAAUACGGUGAUAUUCCAUGGAGGGAGAAGUUAUUAUCAAUGCACAGGUUCUAUAAAAGUAGUCAAACACAAACAUAUCCAUUGGCAGCUCCUAAAAUUUCCACAAAGAAACAUUCAAAAGUUACAGGAUUUUGGUCUAAAACCAAACAUGAAGCUGAAAAUAUGCAGGCAUAUGUAACUGUUUUACGUGCAGCUGAUAGUGUACACGGAUACUGUGUAGAAGAUAUAUGCCUAGAUGAGAAGUCAGUUUCAGUUGUGUACUGCUACAAUGAUGUCUAUGUUAUGUGUCAGCGUGAAUUCUCCUCACAAAAAUGGAACUUGUACAGAUUAAAAGAAGGAGAGAGAAUAGUUUUAUCAAGAGAUGCUAGCUUACCACAUGCAGUUAUCACAGAAAAAUAUCUUGAAGGGAUGAUCACUAGGUCUGGAAUGGACCAAGAACAGUUUGUCAAUGAGUUGAUGGUGUAUGGUGGUGCUGCUCUGGCAGAUACAGUGUGUCAUCUGAACAACUGGGGCAGAUCCUCUAUGCCCAUUCACACCCUUCAAGUGGGUCUCAAGCAUAGGCAACUAGAUACUGUUACCUUCUUUUUGAAGAGUAAAGAGAAAAUUUUUACAUCAACACAUUCAUCAAUGUUGAUAAAAGAUAGGGAGGGAUCGGACACCCCUGCAGGAGCCCCUUACUUCAGCCAUGUUGACACUCUACUCCAACUGGAACCUGCCGUCAAUCUGAUCCUUGACACUAUAAAAGGCACAAUAGGGGACAAACACUCUCACAUGUUUGGAAAGGAGGUUUUAGAUAGCAGCAUGGAUUUCCUGUAUGAAUUACUCCUGGAUAGUUUAGCUGUAUCAGAAACUGUAAUCACAGAACAGGAAAAUAUAGAUUUACAACAAGCUACAGAAAAAUUAUUAGAGUAUAUAGAGAAGACAAGAGAGUGUAUACGGAUGUUAGAGCAGAGGACGGUGUUGAGAAGCAGUAGUGAGAGUACGUCGGUCAGCAGUGGGUCCGUGACCAGCCCAACCAGUAUCAGCACCAGCACACCAUCAGAUGGCCUGGCUCCAAACAACACUUCUUUAUUCUCAAACUGGGAUCAAAUGGAUAUUGAGACUGUUAUUGAGGAUGGUGUAAUGAAGAAUGUCAUACCAGACCUGCAGCAAUAUCUUCUUCAAAAGAAAGAGUAUUCAAGGGCAGGCUACUCUGAGAUAAAGUCUACAUGUGUUGCACUAGCUACCAAUUAUAUCAAGUAUGGCAACAUGGACAAGGCGAAAGAAAUAUUCAUGAAACUAGGACUAACAGUUUCAGAGGAGUUAUGGAAGAUAGCAUUGUAUACUUUAGACAUAACCAUAUGUAACUCUAUCACUGAAGAGCUUAUAACAACAUCACAAUUGAAUAAAGACCAGAUUGCCAUGGUGACAUUCUUUAAAGAACUGAAUGUGAUUUAUCCAUGUAGAAACUUUGAAGAAAUACAAAAACGGCAUCAUCAUGUAAAAGACAGUGAAAGUCAUGAAGUUCAUAGAUUAAAGAACCUGAUCAACCAAACUUCCAAAUUUGACUUGACGGAGAGUUGCGGAAAUUUGACGUUCCAUUCGUCAGAAGAUUCGGGACAAAACCAGUACAAUGAAGUGAUUUUGGACUGGCUACACCACUGGGACUCUACUACCAGAGAUCUGGUCCUACUGGAUAUUCUUCUUCAUAAACCAGGUUCAGACAUCAGUAGAUUUAAUAAAGUUGUUAUAUGGGAAUAUCUCUUGUCAAGAAAUAUGGGAGAUGUACUAGUCGCAUGGAUACACAACAGUUUCUCUGACAACCAAGCUGGCUGUGCUGGCAGAACAGAGCCUGGAUGGCCAGUGACUCAUCUGGGAAAAAUAACAGCUGAUUAUGUAAAUCAGACGGACCAGUGCACAGACACAACAAGAAAGCAGGUUCUGAAAGCUUUUGCUAGAUAUGGAGUGUUUAGCCAUGAAGCCCUAGCCAACUUUCAAGUGCUUUUAAAACAACUGAAUGAGAUAGGUGGCCCGUUACAGUUACCCCACCCACUAAAUCAUUGUGAGGCCGCUGUCCUGAGCCAGUUUCACUGUGAUAUGAUACAAUAUUGUAUACAGCACAAUCUACAAUACUUUCUCUGGCUGUAUGUCCACUAUCAUAGAUUAGAUGCUGAAUGGCUGACACAAGUGUGUGAUAGCUACAGCAACAACAAUUGGCUGCCACUGUUUCUGAAGUUUAUUUCCGUCACAAAAGCUCACAUUGUUCGCCCCAGUAUGUUUGAAGGAAGUUUGACGAAUGCAGUAGCUGUAUGGGGUGAGCAGGGCAGAAGUGUUGGGGAGCUUCUAAAGUCUGGACAUACCCUAGCAGCACUGGCUACACUCAUGUACUCUCAGCAUAAAUUACAACAGGUGACAUUUGUAACUCAGCAGUUAGAGGCAUUUGAUGGGUUAUCCUCAGAGACUGUGGAAGGAGCGCUACAGGGUUACCCGAAACUACAGGUUACUCUGUUUCCAGCCAGUGUCACUGAUCUACCACAUACUGACGUCUCUGUGUAUCAGUUACUAAUCGGAAAUGCUCCAUUUGACCCUGCUAAAUUAUUUGGAUGGCAGACAACAAAUACUUGUGCAGGGGAAGACUCAAUACAGGAGAUGCCAUAUUUCUCACAUUCGGGUCUCGUUGCAAAGUAUGGUUACAGUGAACAUCUGAAGUAUAACUACUACCUAAAACAAGCAAGACCUAGUUUUGCUUUCAUUACAUUCCUAGCAGAGGAGUUCAAAAAUGGAGGGUCAACUUUACCUGCUAAAAGAUUAGCUGUAGCUAUAGGGACAUCACUAUGGAUUGGUGUAAAACAUUUCCACAACCCACAGAUAUCAUCAUCAUGUGUGAUAUUCCAGGAGCUACUGGGUCAUGAUAGUCUCAUGUUGAGACUGUAUAUACAUGUAGGAUGUAAGAUUCUGGCAUACAGGAACCAGGCUGUCACAGGAACCAUGGACAAAAGGCGGGAACAAGUAAAGAGAAAUGAACAUGAUGUUGUUGAGAUGCUGUUAGACUGUAUACAGAUUGGAAGACAGUUUGCACCAACAGUUCUUGGAGCUCUCGAGGCUGCCACUCUAGCUGCUAUUACACGGGAGAAACUUCAGCUGUACUCAUAUGAAGCCAGCCAACACUGGACUAUAGCUGUGUUAUUUUGUCAUCUACAUUACCUGCCGUACACCACAGUGUUCCUGGAGUCCUGUGCCGAGGCAAAGCAAUGGCUGCCAUUUAUCUGGUUUUCUCAGAUACAUCAAUUUCCAAAAGAACAGUUACAAAAUCUGCUACACAAGUUCCAGUCAAGUUACCUGCAGGAACAUUUAAGAUACAUCUUAGCAAAUGCAGAGCUGAGGACGACUCAAGCUGAGGAAAAGAAAGUUCAAGUGAAGCAUCGCUCGGAGAGGGUAGCCAAAGAUGUAAGAUCAAAUCUCUACUCUAGAAUUGGACUUGUAAAAGGAGGCGAUUCAGAAGCAUCAAGUACAUCUGAUGAUGAGGAAGGUCAAGCAAGGAUGAUGGGAAACUUGAAGGAUGAUGAUAACCUUGACGAGGAUAUAGUUCUGGAAGUGACACACGACAGUGCGCCAUGUGAUGUGUUUGGUGUUGUUUUUGCUUCUCAAGCCACUAAAUAUCCCUGGAAGUCCCUGUUGCUGCAUGCCAUCACAUUGAGGAACUGUCUGUUUGCUGAGUUAGCUGCAAGUCUAGAUGGUGCUUCGGUAUUACCUUGUCUCAGCAGCUGGUUGGUAGCCGUGAUGGAUGUCACAGAGCAUACUCAGUUCCUAGAGGAUUAUGGGAAAUCACCUUGGAGAUACACCAUGCAUACCCUAGAUGCCAUCUUGGAUCUGUUCAUAAGUAAAAAAUGGGGAUCACUGCUUGUUACAGGAUUUGACAUUUUUCAGCAGAGUUCACCACUGCUGCCAUUUCUACAGUUCUAUGCUGAGUUCAGUGAGAGACAGAACUACAGAAACUGCAGACUUCUACUGGAUGAGUUUAAAGAAUCGGUGUUUCAGUUCAACCAUGAGAAGAGUGUAAGAGUGUUGGAAUGUAUCGGUGAUAGUGAUUGGCUGGAAAGGACGACCUACCGUAUCAUACAAUACAUGCUAACCUCAACCCCUAGUGUUCAUAAAGUCGCACAGUUACUGAAGAUCCUUGAUAGUGAGAGUAUAACUUUAGUGUUCAAACAUGUAGAUCCGGAUUUCCGUAGACAGAGUCAGAUGUUACAGUGUAUAGAGGAGGGGGAAAUAGAGCAAGUGAAUUUCUCAGCUCUCCUUACAGCUUCAUCACAACAGUACGAGAAGGAAUGUUUGUCAGUGAUUGACCAGUUAAUGAACAAACAAAAGUUUGGAGAAGCACGAAAGUUUGCCAAAAUUACAGGAAUUUGUGCUCAUCAUGUCACCAUACGUCAGCUGAAACAAGAGAAGGAAAGACUGAGCAGUACAGAUCUCUGGCAGUCCAGACAUGCCAGGUUCAAGUUUUAUAGAGACUGUACCAUCAAGUUUAGAAAACAUGAAAUUCCUCCAGAGAAAAUUGCUGACUUCUUCAAGAAUGAAGGAGAGUUGAUAGAUUUACCAGCAGAAAAGGCGGACAUUUACGAUUUGUGUCUACAUUGUAUGGAACAACAAGGAAGUGUGGGCAACACAGAUUGUUGGGCAGAAAUCUACCGCAACAUGUGGCUCAAUAGAAUCAAGGUCAAGUUGGAAUCAAAAACAACCCCUGUCGUAGCAGAAACCAAGCUUGAUCUUUUUUCUGACACCAAUGUCACAGAUACAACAACAUCUGCUAGCAUUAAAACAGAACUUAUGUUUUGUGGAAAAAUGCCGCGAAGUUCCGACGAGCCAGAUAAGCUGACAGAAGAUGAGGUGAGAGCUGUUCAACAGCUUGUUGGAGAACUAUUGCAUGCUGGGAAGGUUUCAGAGAGCUGUCGGUUGCUGACUGAGUUUAAUGUGUACUCACAAGAUCUGGCCAUUGUAUUGACAUGUAUCAGACUGAGUAUGGGAACCCUCUCACUAGACACCAUGUCACCAGAUAUGUUACAUCUGCUGAGGUCACGACCUGGCAACAUACACAGGCAGUCAAUAGCAGCUCCUGUUGCUCUUCUCAGAAAUUCCAGUACAAUAAGCCUGAUGAGUAAUAUACAGCCAGUGAUUGACUCUGUGUCAGUUGAGAACGAAGCAAAAAUUUCUGCAAUGGAAUGUCUUCUUAACCACUUGAACAAUGGUAGACAGACUUGUAUACGUAUCAUCACAGCGUUCAAAAUAGCUGCUGUUCUCUACAUUGGAUAUGAUGAUGUUAUAACUGGUGAUGAUUUUUUCAUUCUAAAGUCUCUGCUAAAAACCAACUGCUCGGCUAAAUUCCGCCUGUCUGCGGAUUUUCUGGGUACAAGUAGUCUAUCAGCACAACAGGUGGCUGGAUUUUUAUCUGAUGCCAUUCUCCAGUCCUAUAAAGUGAGUGUUGGUGACACUGAUGGUGGGCAAGAGUUAUUCUUUGACCCAGGAGAAAACUUUGCAGACUUUCAUCAGAUAGUUAGACUGUGCCAGGAACCAUCGUUGCUAGGCAACAGACUUGUAGACAGUGUGGCCUCUAUGUCUGGAAAUCUAGAACAAGUUAAUGACAAAGUUUUGACUUUACAAACAGAACUUCUGAUACUUGCCCAUGAAUGUUACACGGCAUCAUGUGACAUGGAAGGAAUAUCCAACAUACUUCGAGCAGCAAGAAUUCUCACAGCCCAUUUACAGGCUGCCGGAGAACAUCAACUUAUGACACGUUUGUUGACUGGUGUAGGGAGGUACAACGAGAUGACGUACAUAUUUGAUGCUCUUCAACAAAACCAUCAGUUUGAAUUGUUGCUUGGCAAAGGGAAGGAGAAAGAAACCAAACUUAAGACAGCGAUACUAGAUUAUUUGAAGAGGUACCACCCUGGAGACACUGACACAUACACAAUGGUCGCAUUAAAGUUUAUGAUGUACCGAGAAAUUGCUCAACUUCUAGAACAUAAUGCAAACAAAACUCUUGAUAAGUUAAAAGGAAAACCUUUAGAGAAUACCAGCGAUACACAAGGAUUGUUACAGAAGGUAGCACAGUUUCUGUCCGAGGCUGCUGAAAGUUACAUCAAGGACAAUUGCCUACGUCAUGCCCAGGCCUGUGUUAGGAAGGCUCGUCUUGUUGCCCUGCAAGUCAAAUAUCUCCCAUCAAAUCAGCAGUUUAUAAAUCUGACUACAAAAGGAGCAAAUCUUCUUAUAGCUGAUCACCCAGUGUUUACUGAGGCAUACAUUAUAAGUGAGGCAUAUAAGCAGAAAGACAAUUGGGCACUGGCUCUUUGUAACAAUGUUAUAAAGCUUGGUAAUAUGAAAUAUCUGCAGGACUUCAGAUCUCACAUUAGAAUUACCCCAACACUUGUAGAGGAUGCAGUUGACAGAUACCAACAGUGUGCUGAUAAAACUCCACAAGCCCCUGCGAACAUCAAAAAAUUAUUGCAGUUUUGUAAGGAUGUCAAAGUUCAGUAUCGUAUAGCUAAACAGCUUUCUCUGCGGGAUGUUGUCAUGAAUCUAGAGAAAGGCGAUGCUAAAAGUUACAUAAUGGACUUUUCAAUGUCAUGACAGUAACAUUGUGAACUUUUUACUGUCUUUAUGGUAACUUUGUAGCAUUCCAUUGUAGAGUUUUCCAACAGUAAACUAAGAAUGUAGAAUACAAACCUCUUUAUUAAAUAAAAAACACUUAAAUUAUAUAAAAUUGUAGACUAUUUUUAUGUUUUGAGUAGGUGUCAGUUUGGGAAAAAAGUAUAAUCAAACAGGUUUGUUUCAGUAACUCCUUAAGUAGGUAUAUAUUGGUAAAUGUAUGCAGCUUUUUUGGCUUGAAAAAUAUAAAUCAUUUAAUAUUCAUUGAGCUUAAUUUCUACACUUGGAUCUUCCUGUCGCCAAAGUUUCCUGAAGACGCCUACUGCAAAUAUUCAGGUUAUCAUUUAGAGCAAAACACAUGGUCACCAGCACUUUAUUCAUGUGUCAAUUAUUACCUAACUAUUUGCAUUUCAGAGCAACCAGCUUGCUAUAAUUUUCCAUUUACUAAGAAUUGAAUGUCAUUCCCAUUUGCGUAUGAAAUAAAUGGACAAGUUUUAAGUGUGUAGAGGUGCAAGUAUUUUACUGAAGUUUUAAAUAUGUGGAAGCUGGAGGGUUUUAAAUUGUUUAAAAUGUAUGGGAGCUGAAGUGUGUUGGACAUGUUUGUGUGGAGACUCAAGUUUGGCAUGUUUAAAGUGUGUAGAAACUGAGGUGUUGUGCACAGAAGUGUGUGAAGGCCUAAGUGUUCAGACAGUAAUAAUUUCAGGUCAAAAUUGUAACCAGUGGAGUAUUUCACUCUAUGGUCAGUAAUUAAAUCAACCUCAUCUGCUUAGCAGCCUAAUCUACUGGAUGUUAUCCUCUCUUAAGGUGCAAUAUUUAUAUAUAUUAUUAUUACUCUGUAUUCUGCUACCUUUUGAAGUAUUUACCAGUACAUAACUUAUAAAUAACUCAAAUGUUGCUGUUUUGUAUUUUUUCACAAUUGUUUACUGUUUGUUAAUAGUUUUGGAGCAAUAAAAUCUAUGUAACAAUA
Messenger RNA from Mercenaria mercenaria, 8399 nucleotides. RefSeq names its product spatacsin-like. The transcript has 41 exons. Gene Ontology annotation, biological process: synaptic vesicle transport; axon extension; axo-dendritic transport. The coding region runs from base 2 to 7414 and encodes 2470 amino acids. The record is from RefSeq and is a predicted model, not a curated record. NCBI's taxonomy places the organism in Eukaryota, Metazoa, Mollusca, Bivalvia, Venerida, Veneridae. Gene Ontology annotation, cellular component: dendrite; cytoplasm; axon.